AAGAAGCGCCGUUGCAGUACCGAACUGAUUGAAUACGAUAGUGGAGGAGUGAUGGGGUCUUGAGUUGAGCCUCAUUUAAAAACCUUGGAAAUCUUAAAGUCAGAUUUGGUGAAGACGGGACAACUUGCGACCCAUCAAUCGGAGCACGUGGCUAUCAGAACUGAGGCGUCGUAAUGAAGGGGGAUCAGAGCCACUUAAUCGAAAUACACCGAACUAUCCAUGGUGGGUCAAAAUGAUGAGUAUUUUUCACUUACUAUGUGAGGCGACGAAUUAAUAUAUACUGAAUGCUCUAAGAAAAUUUUAUAAUUUUUUUUGUUGUCCAAACACCUUGCCAAGCAAGAUCUUCCGAGGAGAUUCCCAUCCCUUGUUAUACUUUAUUCUCUCGUCUUUCUCUCAUUUAAUUUUUUCUACCUUAUUAUUUUAUUUUAUUUUAUUUUUAAUUUCUUCACCACCUUUUGUCCAUCUAUAAAUUACCACUACCUGCAAAAACCUCUUCCCCUUUCACCUCUUCUGAAAAUCAUCCUUCAGAAGUUCCAUUAGAGUUCUGAUGAUGUUCUGCUGCUCUGCUUUUGUAAUUUUCAGAAAUUAAAGUUCAGCCCGCGAUAUUCCUCCUCCUUCCUACUUCGCUGCCAAAUAUCCGGGGUGUUUUAACCGUUAGAACAAGUUCCCCAAGAUCUCCAUUUUCACCCCUCAAUCAAGAUCUAAGCCCCCUUGAAAACAUCUUGAUGCUUUGCCCAUUAUUGGUCUUGGCAUGUGAGAUUCAUGUCUCCAGUACUUAGUGAGAUCCUUCGCUCUGGUUAUAUGAUCAGCUCCUUCCUUCGGCGCCGGACCCACCUAGUUCAGUCUUUCUCGGUCGAGUUCCUUUACUGGUUCUAUGUUUUCUCAGAAAUCACUUCUUCAGCGUAGUGCUCCAAAGUUGUAGUAUAGCCGUACAUCUAGAACAUAUAUAGGAAAAACUAUAUCAGUUAGCUAGAAAAUUAAUCAAUUGCUAUCGUAUUAUUGUGUGCGCGUCAAGUACAGUCAGUGCUAGUUGGUCCCAUUUUGGUGUAAAUAUUCUAUGGCUUGCUCUAGCGGGAAUUCCUCAGGGAUCACACUGAUUUCGAAUAUCCCAAACUCGGGUUUUGAGGACGACUUGCUGGUCCUGAUGAACCUGAGGAAACGCAAGAGAAUGGAAUCGAACAGGGAGUCAGCGAGGAGAUCGAGGGUGCGGAAACAGAAGCAUCUGGACGAGUUAAUGACCAGGCUGGCCCAGCUCAGAGCUACGAACAGUGAGAUCAUUGCUAGAUUCGGCGUCACGACCCAGCAGUUAUUGAAGGUGGAAGCCGAGAAUGCCGUGCUCCGUGCCCAGAUUGCAGAACUCAGUCAGAGACUCGAGUCGCUCACCGAGAUAUUGAACUACAUCCACUUGAACAAUGUUAGUGGAGGAUUUGAAGAUUAUAAUCCUAAUUCCUAAUGUUGUGGUGAGCCCAUUGAUGGAUGUGAUGACGGGCAGAGUUGUGAAUCACCCUAUCAUUGCAGCUGCUAGUGAUGUAUUCGAGUACUACUAAUGGAAUGGAUUUCAUCUCUAAAAUGAGUGGAAUGAUAUAAUGGGGACAAAUAUUAGAGGCUUAUAUGUUUCUUAAUUGUCAGUAAUUAUUAGUACAUAUCUUGGGUUUUCUUA
Molecule: messenger RNA, 1660 nt
Organism: Punica granatum (pomegranate)
Lineage: Eukaryota; Viridiplantae; Streptophyta; Magnoliopsida; Myrtales; Lythraceae
Source: RefSeq, a predicted model, not a curated record